CGCCUGUCUCGUGGAUAUUUUAAUUCAUUAAUUGACCGUUGAAUACGGACUGGCUAUUAAUAUUUUAGUUUACCUAUUUAUUUUCACUUUCGUCCGCCGCCAUGCUUUCCACUAUGACACGCCCAGAGGAUUCGAUCCGAAUGCCUCGCUCAUACCGUGGUGACGUUGACGAGGAAGAUGCGAGCAGGCGAAUUCCGGAACUUAAUAUUCUUUCUUCUUCGUCAUCGUCGUCCUCUUCAUCCAAUAUUGAAGCGCUAGAAAAAAGUGAAGAUGAAACAACGCUCGUAAACGGAUCUGCGGGUGACAGGGUUGGCAAUGUUGGCAAUGUUGGCAAACCUCACACAGGGCCUCGACUUCUCUCGCCCGACGAGACUAUUGAGCUUGCUCGUUGCGCCGUGGAUAGUGGGAUUCAAGAAACGAAACGCUCUUUGGCAGGAAGUGAAGCGGUCAGUGAUGUCGUGAAACCAAAGUUGACUAUCGAUCUGGGCCAUUCGAACAUCGUGCGCAUUCCGGAACCAGUGGUGGACAUAAUUAAAGAUGAAGUCGAGCGGUAUGUAUCUGUUACCGGGUUAUUUCUAGGACCACCAAGUGUUUCAUCGCUUUUGUUAGAGGGGCUGCUGAUCAUUUUUAGACUCUCCUUAUCAAACAAUUAUCUGUCUCACAUUCCCUAUCGUUUUGCAGAGUGUUUCCAUCUUCGGUACCUUAACAUUAGAGCGAACAACUUCCGGGAAUUUCCUAAGGGUGUUUACAAAUUGCCGCUCCUCGAAAUCUUGGAUCUCAGCCGUAACAAGAUCAGUCAUCUUCCCGAAGAAAUCAAGCAAUUGACUUCUCUACGGGUUCUGUCAGUGAUGCAGAACCGCCUUGAUGAUCUGCCCCUUGGGGUAUCUGAUAUGAAUAAGCUUCAGAUCCUGAAGGUUGCCGGAAACCCCUUGCGGAAUCCUCUACGAGAGCUCUUAGAGAUUUCAGAAACAGAUAUUGCACCCUCCACUAUGUCAGAUAACGAAAAAGAGGUCGCGGUAACUGCAGUGCUAAAACGAUUCCUGAAGAAUGAGCAGCUUAGCACGACACCAGAGAUUGAAAAGGGCAACGAUGCAAGUGAAGCGAUCUGGGACACCCCUAAACCCGUCAAACGUGGAAUCAGCAGCCGCUUCCCGGUUAUCCCAAGUACAGGCGACAUCUCUUCCGAUCCCAAAUCACCGUCGCUGUCGCGGCCUCCACCAAUUCCACUUAAAUCCCACUACCGUAUUGCCUCCGGCCAGAGCAUAGCGUUCAACAGUAUCCUCCCGCGACCUGGAACAUUUAUCCCUGGUGUCAAUGAACGCAACCGGAGUAACAGUGAGGGUAUUAUCCAGGCAUCUAUUGCCGCGCGAAGUAAACGGAUGGGGGGCAUCAGGAAAAAUGCUGAUCUCGGAAGAUUGGAUGAGACCCAGCCGUAUCGGAACAGUCAUCUUCGUGGUCUCAGUCAUGGGUCGAUCCUUCGCCCAAGAGCACCGGGCGCGGCAGGCAGUAACUCGUCCAGCCCAAGCAGCCCAAGGGAGCGUAGGCGCUUGAAGGAUUGUUUUGUAAACCGGAUGUCAAGCCUGCCGGAACAGAAGUGUGAAAGAAAGGCAAGGGAAUCGAUUAUCGAGUGUGGAAAGGGGGUCUUGUUUGCCCUUUUUCAGGUUCAGUCUCAUGUAUAUGCUUUGAUCAACAUGAUCAAACGCGAUGAUACCCGGCGAAACAGUCUCGAGAUUGUCUUUUAUAACGCCUCUACUCACGUUGACCGGCUCAACGAAGCUCUUGAAUAUGCGGAAAAUGCUCAACUAGAGGAUGCUGACUUGGUACGGCUAUCCAACGAAGCAGUCAAAAGGGAAUGCGAGACGUGUAUCAUGGCAUACACUCACGUUGGGGCGCAGCUGCGCAAUAGCCUUGGCAAGAUUGUCGCCAAUGCCGAUUCACGCUAUGUACGUUCGCUGAUGCUAAUGAUCUACAGCAGCAUCAUUGAGCUUCGCAAUGUUUGUGUGAGCCUCGGUGUUCCACUGCACACUCGCAAACGUCUCUCUUCCACCAAUCCGCCUAUACCGGAAAUACACAGAGAGAUGGUUGCCUCGGAUAGACUUACCGGAUCAACGGUGACCCCAACUAGAGGCAGGGCGCCGUCUCUCUCGGUGCGUCGUUACCGGAGUGAUACCACUAUUCAGCACCCUCAGCUCACCACCAGUGGGCCACUACAGACAGCAUCCAAUUUCCAUUCUGCGAUUAGCUCACCUGGGUUUGUCUCCACUCCAUUUAGUUACGCAGCGCGGAGUCGAUCAAGUAGUCGGUCAACCCACAUAAACACAUCGAUACCCUCGUCCCUUGCGACUCCCCGUUCCGGCGAGUCCUUCCCUCCAAUGCCUAGUACAGCUGUACCUCGGGUUAACCCCUUGACUGGCUUGGAUGAAAUCGAAGAAGAGCGAACAUUCGAGCGGAUCUUUCAUCAGCUCACUACUGCAUAUGCCGCCGCUCUACAGGCGCUACCUCAGGCACACCGUCAAUUUGUGCGAAGUCUUGAAUUGGCAGAACAAGUUCGAGAACCUGAAGUUAUACAGAUGCUCUGGAACAACCUCAUUCGGCGAUGUCGCGUGUGCUUGGAAGUAUCUGAGGCACUUGGACUCCGCCUUUCCAACAUGAAGAUAAAGGAGCCCGGCGGUGGGAUGCGCCACCAGCGCGAGUUCUGGCAGUUAUGCAAGGCAUUCAUGCAAUCAUUCGUUGAUCUUGUGACAGACCUGCGUGAAGUCAGGAGCAUGGAUCUACUCCCUUCUGAGAUUGUCGUGCUUCUUCGUCCGGUGCAGAGGGCCAGCAGAGAGGCCGGUCGGCUGAUCGAGGGUUCGCCAUGGUCGUACCUUGCAGACAUGACGUCUGGAAACGCACCAGCAAACAUAUACGGGCCCCCUUUACAGUCACAGCAUACACAGCAUCAGGUCAGUACAAGCCUGUCACCACAGUCUGUUACUCUUCCUGCAACACCAUUGAGUGCUGCUCUUGGUCCAGCCGCUCAGGCGACAGUGCCGUCUACCCCUGCAAGUGCAUACAGUGACAAAUUCUUCGAGGGAGAUGUGUUUCAGAGGGCCGACUCUCUACUUUCCAUGCCCAACCAGGCACCAUUCUUCAGUCGUCGGUGACGUGGCACAGCUGACCCCACUUGAUGUUUUGCCCGGGUGGGCGUUUGCCGCAUAUUUAUACCCUUGUGUUCCACUCUAGAUUUAUUUAUUCUCAAACCCCCUUCCGGCUCUUGUGGUGAGGUUUAUUAUGUUCUACAAGGCUUGAGGGCUUUUACGACCUCUUGGGUGCUCCUACUUGACUGGCUCAAGAGGCGGCAUCAA
Molecule: messenger RNA, 3344 nt
Organism: Aspergillus pseudotamarii
Lineage: Eukaryota; Fungi; Ascomycota; Eurotiomycetes; Eurotiales; Aspergillaceae
Product: putative cell morphogenesis protein Sog2
Exons: 3
Coding region: 102-3143 (1013 amino acids)
Molecular function (GO): protein binding
Source: RefSeq, a predicted model, not a curated record